This is a messenger RNA of Ceratotherium simum simum (southern white rhinoceros), 1339 nucleotides long. RefSeq names its product exostosin like glycosyltransferase 2 (gene EXTL2). Gene Ontology annotation, cellular component: membrane. The record is from RefSeq and is a predicted model, not a curated record. Gene Ontology annotation, molecular function: glycosyltransferase activity. NCBI's taxonomy places the organism in Eukaryota, Metazoa, Chordata, Mammalia, Perissodactyla, Rhinocerotidae.
UCACCGAAAGGGAGGGGCGGCCACCCGGGGACUGUCCCCUGCUUCAGGCGCUCACUUUGCGGGAGGUUUUUUUUCCAGGUUAUCAAUCCAGCGAAUGAGGCCGGGCGAAUGCACGCUGCUGGGUUUAGAAAAAAAACAAAAAAUGAGUAAGCGAGACGCCCCUUCCGUUUUAUGAUAAUCAAGCUGCAAGCAAAUAAAUCGGCUGGCCCUACUGCAAUCUCCUGCACUCGAGUGCCAAGAGAGCCUAUUCCUAUGAAUUACUGAAGCCAUAAGGAAAAUUUUUUUAAAAAUUAAAACUUUACCAUAAUGAGGUGUUGCCACAUCUGCAAACUCCCCGGAAGAGUGAUGGGGAUUCGAGUGCUUCAUUUCUCUUUGGUGGUCAUCCUUGUGUUACUGCUGGUAGCGGGGGCUUUGACCACUUUACUUCCCAAUAUAAAAGAAGACAAGAUGCUCGCUUUGCGUCGGGAAAUAAAAUCCCAGGGCAAGUCCACCCUGGAUUCCUUUACUCUCAUAAUGCAGACGUAUAACAGAACGGAUCUACUAUUGAGACUUUUAAAUCAUUAUCAGGCAGUACCACAUCUGCACAAAGUGAUUGUGGUGUGGAACAACAUUGGGGAGAAAGGACCGGAUGAGUUAUGGAAUUCUCUAGGGCCUCACCCUGUGCCUGUGAUCUUCAAACUACAGACAACAAACAGGAUGAGAAAUCGACUCCAGGUCUUUCCUGAACUGGAAACCAGUGCGGUGUUAAUGGUAGAUGAUGACGUGCUAAUUAGCGCCCAAGACCUGGUUUUUGCUUUCUCAGUUUGGCAGCAAUUUCCUGAUCAAGUUGUAGGAUUUGUUCCUAGAAAACACGUCACCACUUCGUCAGGUAUCUACAGUUAUGGAGGUUUUGAACUGCAAACACCAGGUUUUGGAAAUGGUGACCAGUACUCUAUGGUGCUGAUUGGAGCCUCAUUCUUCAGUAGGAAAUACCUUGAACUCUUUCAGAGGCAACCCGCAGCAGUCCAUGCUUUGAUAGAUGAAACGCAAAACUGUGAUGAUAUCGCCGUAAAUUUUAUCAUUGCCAAGCACAUCGGGAAGGCUUCAGGGAUAUUUGUGAAACCUGUAAACAUGGUCAAUUUAGAAAAAGAAACCAACGGUGGCUAUUCUGGAAUGUGGCAUCGAGCCGAGCACUUUCUGCAGAGGUCUUACUGUAUAAAUAAACUUGUUAAUAUCUAUGGUAGUAUGCCCUUAAAAUACUCCAACAUUAUGAUUUCUCAGUUUGGUUUUCCAUAUGCGAACCACAAAAGUAAAAUUUGAAAAGUAAAACAAACAAAAACAAACCUCGAAACUGUUUAGU